Molecule: messenger RNA, 1090 nt
Organism: Pistacia vera
Lineage: Eukaryota; Viridiplantae; Streptophyta; Magnoliopsida; Sapindales; Anacardiaceae
Exons: 5
Coding region: 84-683 (199 amino acids)
Source: RefSeq, a predicted model, not a curated record
UUAUUUGAUAGUGGAUUUUGUAGCAGUUUUGUGGUGAGACCAUCAGUGAAGUAGUAUUUCUAUCGUAUUUCUAUUUGUUGAGCAUGUCUGCAGCAGCAUUUGGCUUUAUUUCAACUCCCAACUCAGUGAGUCUCAGUCUCACCCACCUGUUGCCUCCAAACACAAGCCUGAUUUUCUUUAACUCAUUAUCAGUACCCACUUAUAGAAACUCUUGUUUAUCGAAGUCAGCUUCUCUUAAUCAAGUAUUAUUUUUAAGAGUUCCAUAUGGAUCCUUCAACUUCAAGCGCCAUUCCUUCUUCACUUCCUCUAAACCCUUUUCUUCUCCUGUCAUGGAGUGGCAGGAUUGCACGGUAAGGACUGAAAUUGAUGUGCCUGUUUCGGUAGCUUAUAAUUGUUACGCUGACCGUGAAGCCAUUCCUCGUUGGAUGCCAUUUAUUUCUUCUGUAAAGGUAUCGGAAGACAAGCCCGACUUAUCACAAUGGUCUUUGAAAUAUAAGGCUUUUGGUCGUGAUAUUGAAUACUCUUGGCUUGCUAGAAAUUUGCAGCCCAUCCCAAAUCAGAAAAUUCACUGGAGAUCUCUUGAAGGUCUUCCUAAUAGUAUGGAAUUCCUCAGGUAUCCGGAGAUCAUAUCAAAGGCUAGCAGCUGGACUAUACGUAACCAUUUACUAUUAUUGUCUUCAUAGCAAUUGAAGGCUCUUUUUUGUAUUAUCAAAUUGGUAUACUCCUCACCAGACUUGUAGAGUCAUGUAAUCCUAUUUUUUAAUUUUCAUAUCAGUGGAGUGGUGUUCUAUUUUGAAUGCAAAAAAGAACUAUGAAUAAAAAUGCUACUUCUUAGAACCUUUAUGAAGACAGUAUCACCUUUUAUAUCUUCAGAUUGCUUGUGGUCUGGCAUUUGCAUCUGGAACAUUAUUAGCUGAACAUAGCAUGAAUCAAGCAUUGCUACAUGUCCAAGUUCUCCAAGUUUUAUCAUCCUAUAAAUUUGAUCAAUUGGAUGUUAUAUGAUAUCUGUAUAUUAAUACCUCGUGUUUGAGUAUUGUUAUUUCGGUUGGCAUAAAUUAAAAUCAGAAUCUUUAUAAAUUGAUUUGUCUCA